AUGACCGACAGCCGCGACGGAAGUGGCGCUGUGCCGACCUGGGAUGGCUCUGCACGGGCAUGGCGAAGAUACACCAGGGAGGUGGCAUGGUACGUGCAGAGCACACCUGCGCAUAAGCGCAGGCACUGCGCGAGCAAGCUCAUGGGCAGACUUACUGGCCCAGCACGACUGCUGGCGAUGAGCUGGCAGCAAGCGGUCUUCGAUGUGGAGGACGGCACAACGAAGCUUCUUCAGAAGUUGGCCUCAUCUCCACUGGUUCGUCGAAGCUUGCCGAACGCAGCGGCGAUCUGCCAGCAGUACUUCAGCUUCAGAAGGUCCGCCCAUGAGAGCAUCGGCAACUUCUUGGUGAGAGAGACGCUGGUCCACGAGGAGUUCGUGGAAGCUUUGAUCAGGCUUCAUGAAGAGAAGCUUGGUGUUUCGCAAUCGGACCGGGACUUUGGGCUUCCGGCCGUGGAAGCCUCCUGGAAAGACUACGAAUGGCAAGGUGAAGGAUGGGAACCCGGCGAUUGGUGGUGGUACGAGGACGAGAUUGCCGAGGAGGGCGAUGGUGAAGGUGCUGCUCCUGCCGCUGAUUCUCCGGAAGACCCAGCAGCGGCGGAAGGUGAAGGCGCUGAACACCCUCCUCGUGACGAUUCUCCGGGUCGUGUACGAGCCACCACAGGCUCCUCACCUAGCCAUCGGGAGGAACCUCAGUUGCCGAAGCUCAGAUCGAGUCCCCCUUCCGUGAGCCCUCCAGCUGAAGGACUCACGAAGCCGAUCGAUGAACUCUCCGUCGCGGACAGCUUCAUUAUGGGAGUCCUCCGUGGAUGGCGCUUACUUCAAGCUGCAGGCCUCACGGCCGAGGAGAAGCGGGACAUCCUCAGCACGUCCCGCAACAGCUUGGACUACGAAGUCGUGGCUCAAGCACUGCAGGGGCUAUGGGAUGAGCAGCUCCUUGGACAACGACCUCAUGGAAACGGCGGCUACCAGAACUACGCGGCCUACCACGACGACAUGGACCUGCAGUACCAGGACGCCACGACCGACUGGGAUGAUGAGGAGAACUCCUGGUGGGAUCAUACCGGCUACGCUGCCGAAUGGGGCGACCCUUCCUGGUGGGACGAGGACUACGACGAGGCGUACCCCGCAACUACCGAGGAGCCCAAUGAGCCUGACGAUGACAAGUACAAGGAAGCACAGCAAGCUGAAAAGAUUGCGGAGCAGCUUGCUCUGGAAGCACGCCGCACUUGGACUGAAGCGCAAAAGGCGACACAACAACUUCGCCGCGACAGGGGCUUUGGAGCUUCGCAUGGAGCCCCUGGCCAGUGUUUCCUAUGUGGCGGUCCCCACAUGGCUCGAAUGUGCCCUAAUCGAACCAAAGGAAAAGGCCAGUUCAAGGGCAAGCCUGGAUCCUUCAAUGGCAACUACGCUGACUACGAGAGCUACUUCGUUGGCAAGGGCAAGGGCAAAUCCAAAGGCAAGUUCAAGGGCAAGACGACCAUGUGGAUGGAAGGUCAAGCUGCGUGGCACAAGGGGAAAGGCAAGCAUCGGGAACCACCUCGGUCUGUGAAUGCCUACUCUUCUGAUAUGUACCUCGCUGGCCUCCAGGUGAGUGAGACCAUGGACUUGUCUUCAAUGAGCUCUGCGCGCCCUGAGCCUCAAACCGGCAUGCUUGAUAGUGGAGCCACAGCCUCUGCUGCCCCAGAGGCAGUGGUCAAAGGUCUCAUCGAGGCUGUGCUCAGCCGCGACCGUGGAGCCCGCAUCGACCUGGAGCAAUAUGCGAGACCUUACUUUCGGUUCGGCAAUGGUAAGUGGGGUCGUGCAUUGGGACGAACUACAAUUACGAGUAAUGUUUCCGGUUCUACUCGAAAGUUCUCCCUCUACACCCUACCAAAUCCGUCCGAGUAUUACACCAGUCACUUUGACAAGGGCUCGCUGGUUCCCGUGUUGAUUGGCAUGGACUUCCUUGGCCCCGCAGGAAUGGGUUUGAUCAUAGACUUCUCCACUGGUCUUGCCCUACAAUCUAAGGAAGAACAUCCUGAGAUAUUCCACCUCAAGACCAAUGCUAAAGGCCAUUACGUACUCGACAUCGUUGAGUUUCUUACGCAAGGACAUGUCAACCUUGAAGGUCAAGCACAUCUGGUAGUGAGCUCAAGUACCCCUUCGUCGCCGAAGACCCUGUUACAUCAUGCCCUCGAGCUUGGUACAGUUUGGUUUGAUCUGACAGCACAGGAAGCCGAUGUUGAGCAUGAAGCUUUGAUUCGAUCGCGCAAUAGGUUGUUGAUGCUUCAUCAGCACUCUCGGGAACUGCGACAACGACUUUGUGCCGCCGCAGCCUCGACCUCUCAAAUGUCUGGCCCCUCAGCGGCCACUCGAGAAUCCCCAACUUCCUCUUCGCGAUCCCCGGGCGACGCUCUGAAUCAUGGCGACCCCGGAGCAGACUCUCAUCUCGCAGAUCAAGGCCAACACCAAGCCGAAGGCGAAGGCAGCUCCUUUGGACCCAUCGAGACGGGUGACAAUGGACCUUCGCGACCCCCGAACUGGAGGAGAUCAAUGGCCUUGCCACUCCCAGCACGUGCCGGGCAAGGUGCAGGCGAACGGUCAUGGAGCCUGGGUCCACUGCGCGGUCUGCAAUCUACGACUGGAGUAUGUUCCCCGCAAGGGGAGUCCGGCGGCAACUACGAAGGUGGAGAACCCCAGCAUGGUGAAACGUAUGCUCACCCAGCUGGAGAGCAUCAUGGGACCUGUGAAGCCGACCUCGGCCAUCUGCCUGGCCAUGCAGCGGAAGAUCGACGCGGAGGAGCAGCUGAACCACAUUGUGCAGCAGCAGAUGACGGAUCCAGCGGCGCCGAGGACUACUACGACAACCCCGUCUACACCAACGCCGCAGACAACGGCACCGGCAAGCACAAGUCCCGCCGACUCCAACAACAGCUGGCUCAUCGCGAACGACAACGAGGAGGAUCUUCCAACUGCCUACGCCAACACCGGAAUGUGAAGCCAUGUUCAAGCUACCACGGGCAUAAGAUCAUGGCUUUUGCAUCCUUGAUGACGGCGGCUACUACCUCUCUCUUGGCAGGCCUUCAUCUACAUGAUCGCGAUGGCCUGUGGGAGAUAUCUGCUGCCCCACACAGUCUUCUGAGUGAUGCAGCUGCUGAGCAUGGAUUGCAGCCUCGCAAAAUCAACCUCAGCACAGGCUAUGAUCUCUACAAGGCGUCUACAUGGGACGGGCUACUUGAUCUACUACAACGCAAACGUCCUGUGCGGUUGUGGUUUUCACUGCCGUGUACCAAAUGGUGCCCUUGGACCGCGGUAGACUAUGACAACCACGAACGACGAGAACAACUGGAGACCUAUCGCCGACGAGAACGUCGGAUGCUGUGGAACUUCAACAAGUUUGCCAAGGCCUCCCUCGCUGUUGAUCCUGAUCUUCAGUUGUACUUUGAGUGGCCCACGACAAGUCGAGGCUGGAGACUUGGAGCCCUCACUGAUCUGGAGGCCUUUCUGGAACAACAUGAAGUACCCUGGCUCCACUGUCGUGUCGAUGGGUGUUGCUAUGGAUUGAUGGACGAGGACGGAGAUUCCUUCGUCCAGAAAAAGUGGAGCAUCCUCACCACCGAUGAGCAAUUCCACCGGAACUUCAAGGCCAAAAUCUGUCCCGGCAACCACAAGCACAACCACACAGCCUGCAAUAGCCACGCCAAGGAGUCCUACUACCCGCCACGGAUGGUUCAAGCCAUUGCCAGGCACUGGCGCGGUCAACUUGUGCCUGGACGUCAUCUACAUCUUCUGUCACUUCCCGAUGAUCUUCCUGCCCUGACGGAGGAACCCAACCAACAGUCCGACGACUACAACAAUGUGGCAGUUCUACAGGAGUGUGAUGAUGUCACGGACGAGGAGAUGGAUCUCUGCGUGAGUGCCGGUCAGCGAUUAACACUGGAAGCCAUGGCCCGAGAAGCUCGUCUACGGAACCAACUAUCCUUUGACAUGCUGGAGACGAUCAUGACUGAGCUCUUCAACAAUGCUGUGCCUCGAGGACCUCCCAAUCUUCGAUGGAACCGUGAACGGCAAGGUCAUAUGGCACUUGGAGCAUACUCCCACGGAGCCUUUGGUGGAGUGUGCAAGUCCACCUACAAGUACAAGGAGUUGGUCCUCUACAUCAACGGCUUUAUUCAGCAACAUUGCCCUGGGCAUGAGUGGACCAGCUUGAUGCUGACCAAGAACUGCCGAGCUCUACCUCAUCGUGACCAUCACAACAUGGUUGGCAGCACGAAUCUUCUGUUCUGCACCGGCUCUUUCACUGGUGGCGGUCUGUGGAUUGGACAAGUCUGCGAUGACCUACCCAAACUACGAAGACGAAUGAUGGAUGGAACCUACAAGGCAGGCCACGUGAAAGAGACCAAGAACAAAUUCGUCUACUUUCAGCCAAAGGUUGACCACGCCACCGAGCAAUGGCGCGGAACGAGGUUUGGUGUGUCUGCCUACACGACACGGAUGCUACCACACCUGAAGCCGGAUGAACUUCAAGCUCUACGUGACCUCGGCUUCAAGUUUGAUGCGAAUCGGAGCCCUGGCUCCGACGAAUUGGACGCUCUACCCGCAGAACAAGACAAACCUCCGUCUGCCAGUGACCUACGACCAGAUGAUAUCAGCCAGGCUGAGUAUGACUCCUGGGUGGCCAAGAUAGCAAAAUUUCACAAGGCGGCUGGUCACCCCACGAACCGCAACCUGGCCAAGAUCAUUCAGGAUGCUGGACACCCAACUUGGAAGAUGGAUGUUGCGCUCCACCAUCAUUGUCCGGCCUGCGAAUCCCUUCGAGCUGGAGGCACCAGCUCUGGUCGUGUGCCACCUGCCUCGACACACUUGAACUACUCAGCUUGGGAAGCCGUCGGCAUCGACACCGGCGAAUGGAUUCCACCCGGCAAGAAGACCAAAGUGAAGUUCAUUGUUUUCGUGGACAUGGCUACACGAUUGCGUGUGGUCCAGCCCCUCUUCGUCUACGACUUCCUCACCACCAAGGUCGAGUCUGGUCAGGACUUCAUUCGUGCCUUUUCUGAACGAUGGCUUGGCUCUUACCCCAAGCCAAAGCUAGUCAUCAUGGACUCGGCCAAAAGCUUCGUGUCGGAAACUGUCAACAACUUCCUGAGCGACCUCAACAUUCAAGUUCACAUUGUGGCCGAGAAAGAACAUUGGGCCAACGGACUUGUGGAAUCCACCGUGCAAGACUUGAAGCAAACUUCGUCUGCUAUACAUCUUGAUUCUCAGGAUGUUGAGGUGUCGGUUGUGAUGCACCUCGCAGCGGCUGCUCUCAAUGCCACGGAGUUCGUUGCUGGCUAUUCGUCACACCAAUGGGCCUUCGGAACGAAUCACUCGCCAACAGACGAGGAUGUGCGGACCUAUCAACUUGUCGAGCCCAAGAUUGACUACGCCAGAUUGAUCACUGCCCGACAGAGGGCGGAGGAGAUUGCUGUGGCCACACGGGCCCGGCGAGUUCUGAGCAAGCUCGGGAACACUACCGUCCGUCAGCCCCUUCGAGAGUUCUCCCCGAUGCAAUUGGUCAAGGUGUGGCGACAUGUGUGGCCUCGUGAACAACACAAAGGGCCGAGAGGAGGCUACAAGAAAAGCGGACGCCCUCAUUGGAUAGGACCUGGCCGCGUGAUGUUUUCUGAGGUGCUUCCCCAUCAACAAGAAGGCGAUCAUCGGCGACAUGUUGUUUGGGUGUUGAUUGGCAGCCAACUGCUACGAUGCUCAGUUCACUCUGUGAGGCCUGUCACAGAAGUUGAACGGUUUCAGUAUGAGACCACGACCCACGAGGACGUUACACGCUGGAAGUCACUUGCGGAUGUUUUGCCCCGGAAGGAGUACCACGAUCUGGUUGAUGAUGUUCCUGACGAAGACGAAGUGGAACUUCCUGAUCUUCCUCUUCAACCAGAUGAGACGACGAUGGUGAAUCCUCCCCGACGCCUUCGCACAAAGACCUCCUCUGUUCGAUUCCAACCUUAUGGACAACAAGCCGAUGACGAACCAGAUGGUGAAGAACCACCUGAUCCACUACCUCCUCCCGUCAAUGACUAUCAACCAGCAACCUCAUCGACAACUCCACCGACACCUACAACAACACCACACCGUCAUGCUGACUCUCAACCUACAGAACAACCUGAUCCCAAACGUUCUCGACGUGAAGAUAUUACAUGGGUUCAAGAACUUGAAGCAGCUGCUCUUCAAGAACAUGAAGAAAUGGACAUUUUUCAUGCUCUACAAGAAACUCAAGAGUUUCUCAAGAUCGAGUUCGACGUGGAGCCUCCAGCAUCAAACCGCCAGCGGAAGUUCCUGGAGCGAAACCCCGUUGCCUAUAUGGUCAAGAAGAUGCGAGACUCCGAGGUGAGCCUGUCUCGCCUACCACCACGGGAGCUCUCCCUGUUCAACCGCGCUAAGGCCAAGGAGGUAGAUAGUUUCUUGCGGAAUGAGGCAGUCCGGAAAUGCCUCAACGAUGAGGAGGUGAAGCAAGCCUACGAAUCAGGACGAAUCGUUCGAGCACGAUGGGUUCUGACCUGGAAGUCUGUUCCACCAGAAGAUCAAGCGGAUGCUGAACGUGACGCCCGGGAGAAUCCGGACAAGACCCUACACGACUCCAAAGGUCGUCGAAAAGCCAAGGCCAGGAUCGUGCUGCUCGGCUUCCAGCAUCCCAAUCUUCUGGACCCUACCUUCAAGACCUCCUCACCAGUCCAGUCCACGCUGGGAAGGAACCUCUUGUACCUCCUUGCAGCCCAUCAUCAGUGGGACCUAGAAGGACUUGACCUGGCAACGGCGUUCCUGCAGACCAUGCCGACCGAGGCCGACAGUCAACUGUACACCUCAGGAGUUGAAGAGCUUCGUGAAGCUCUUGGAGUCGAUGCUGAUGGCAUCAUGAAGAUCCUGCGGAACAUCUACGGAAGCACGACGGCACCUCGAGGACUCUGGCUGGACCUCCACAAGACUCUGACGAAGUUGGGUGGCAUUGCCGUCAUGGGCGAGCGGUGCAUGUGGAUCUGGCUCUCGAAGUCGGAGCUGGACCGAGGAAGACCCCGACUGAUUGGGGCCAUGGGCGGCCAUGUGGAUGACUUCCACCGACUGGGCGAUAAGCGCUCCCCUGAAUGGAUGGCCAUCCGGGAAGCAGUGGACAAAGCCUACAAGUGGGGGACAGCCAAGACCGGCAAGUACCGCCACGCGGGAACCGACAUCACUUCGACCACUGACGAGCAAGGUCGACUUAAGAUUGUCGUGGACCAGAGCUACUACAUCGACGGCAUCCAGGACCUGGAAGUGGACGCUGCCCGCCUUCGCCAAGACGGACCCCUACAACCACAUGAAGUGGCAGCGUGCAGGACUGCCCUAGGGGCACUUCAAUGGGUAGCUGUCCAAAGUCAGCCUCAAUUAUGCAGUCGAUGCAACCUCUUGCUAACUGAAGUUGUGUCUGCUGGUACGCUCCAAACUGCGAGAGAGAUCCAAGCUAUGGUUUCCGAGAUUCGCCGUGAAUCCUUCAAGCUGGAGUUUGUGAAGUUUGAUCGAGCCCUACACUGGACUGAUUUGGUCUUCAUCUCCAUGGGAGACCAGGCGCACAACAACCGAGGCAAAGGAGAUUCUACAGGAGGCCUUCUGACUCUUGUAGCAGGACCAGAAGCUAUCGAAGGAAAGGUCUGCCCCAUGACUCUCCUUGCCUGGAGAACUUGGAAAUUGCGCCGCAAGGCGCUUGGCUCCAAUGAUGCGGAGGUGCAGUCCAUCUACGAGGCUGAGGAUCAAAAUUUCAGAGUUCGCUUGUUAUGGACGGAAAUGCAUGGUGCUCGAGAUCCCCGUCGUCUACGAGAAGAUUUGGUGGAGGCGUCAGAAAACCAAUGUCUACAAGUCAAGGGCAUCCUCUGCACCGACUCCCGCGGCGGCUAUGAUGCCAUUGAAAGGAAUGAGUCUCCGCUACUUGGGCUGAGCAACAUGCGAGCAGCUCUUCAAGCGUUCUCAUUGCGAGAAAACCUCGCCCGGGUAGCCUGUGAGCUACGCUGGCUAGCCUCCGACUACAACCUCGCCGACGCGAUGACCAAGAAGAAAGCCGAAAGCCGACUUGCCCUGCUGAAGUACCUCCAGACUCGACACUGGGCCAUUGCCUUCGACCCCAGUUUUACAUCCGCCAAGCGGAGCAAGAAGCAGGGACACACAGCUGUUGGCCAGGUUGACAAACAUUUCAAGCUCAAAAGCUGA
Symbiodinium sp. CCMP2592 is the source of this 8208-nucleotide messenger RNA. The record is from the annotation of a GenBank genome assembly. NCBI's taxonomy places the organism in Eukaryota, Dinophyceae, Suessiales, Symbiodiniaceae.